CACACGGAAGACUUUUUGGACGGACAGUUUCGUCCAUCGCUAAAUUGUCUCCGUCUAGAGCUGUACAGUGUACUGACAGCAUGAAGACUUGUCAAAUGAGCAUGGUGAAAUAACGCUGGAUAUAUAAUAAAUAUAUCCUUUUAAUUUGUAUUCGAGUGGCACUUUUCACAGACUCAGGAUGUAUAGGCGUAUCUUAGUCAAAGGCACAACAGCGGCUGUAGCCGCGAGAAGAAUUCGUCAUAUAUUAGGACCCCUGAUGUCAAAAGAAGGUUGGAACUGCAGCGCUCAUGAGGUCAAACUCCUCAACACCUCCUCAGGUGACACAGUGAAGAUUGGAGAGAUUUUAUAUCAGCUCAAAACCCCCAGAAAUCCAGAACUGGUGCCAGUAAAUCAUAUAUUGGAGUCUUUGCCACAAACGAUCACCCAGCACCUUCGCUGGAUAAUGCAGAAAGACCUCCUUGGGCAGGAUGUAUUUCUUAUUGGCCCUCCUGGUCCUCUCCGCCGUUCAAUUGCCAUGCAGUACCUGGAAUUAACAAAGCGAGAAGUUGAAUAUGUUGCUCUGUCAAGAGACACUACUGAGACUGAUCUCAAACAGCGCAGAGAAAUCCGCUCAGGAACUGCUUUUUAUGUGGACCAGUGCGCUGUCCGAGCUGCAACUGAAGGACGGAUUUUGGUUUUGGAGGGACUGGAGAAAGCGGAGAGGAAUGUUCUUCCCGUUCUCAAUAACCUGCUGGAGAAUCGAGAGAUGCAACUGGAAGAUGGACGCUUUCUCAUGUCCGCACAGCGCUAUGACAAACUCCUGGAGGAGCACACUAAAGAAGAGCUGAACGCGUGGAAGAUCGUUCGAGUCAGUGAGGACUUUCGAGUCAUUGCUCUCGGCCUGCCCGUCCCUCGAUAUAAGGGAAACCCGCUGGAUCCACCGCUCCGCUCGCGUUUUCAGGCCAGAGACAUCUACUACCUUCCCUUCAAGGAUCAGCUUGAGCAUCUGUAUAACAUUGGACCAAAUGUGCCAUCUGAAAAGGUUUCCCAGCUCUUGUCUUGUGCCACUACUCUGUGCUCGCAAGAGUCCGCCAGCUUAAGCCUGCCUGACUUUCCAUUGGACAACCUCCCAUCGGCCCUCACAAUUCUGAACCUGUUCCCCAUGAUGUCAGCGCAGCAGCUGGUCCAGAGGCUUUACCCAUAUGAGAUCAUGCUGGGAAAAGAGGGACGCACUGCGGUAGAGGGAGUCCUCAAUAGAUUUGAGUUGACUGAUGGCAAUAAGAAACCUCCUCCGACCUCAGUGGUGAAUGUUGAACCUGUGAGAGGAGAUCAGACAGGACAAGCGGCUGUCACACUUAAAAUCACAGACAAGAACAUCACCUUUCAGGUUCCUUCAGGAACACGUCCGAUUCGCCCACCCGACGGCAGUCCCGGGUUCAUCAGCACCCCCACCCAUAACCGCCUGCUGGCUGAGAUGAUGCAGUCCCACCUCGUCAAAGACGUUUGUCUGAUCGGAGCCAAGGGUUGUGGCAAGUCUGUGAUUGCUAAAGAGUUCGCUGAAAUGCUGGGCUACAGUAUCGAACCAAUUAUGCUUUAUCAGGACAUGACAGCUAGGGACCUCCUCCAGCAGAGGUACACUCUUCCUAAUGGAGAUACAGCCUGGAGGGCUUCCCCCCUGGUCACUGCUGCUCAGGAGGGCAAAUUGGUAUUACUGGACGGCAUCCACCGUGUGAAUCUGGGCACUCUUGCUGUGCUUUCCAGGUUGCUCCAUGACAGAGAGUUGAACCUGUAUGAUGGUACUCGACUCUUAAGGUGGGACCGUUACCAAACACUAAAGGAUGAGCUGCAGCUCAGCGACCAGGAUUUGCAGGACAGAUCCAUUUUUCCCAUCCACCCAUCAUUCCGUAUCAUCGCCCUAGCGGAGCCCCCACAGGUCGGCAGCACAACGCAACAGUGGCUCGGCCCGGAGGUUCUUACCAUGUUUCUCUUUCACACCAUCAAACCACUGGCCAAGGCUGAGGAAAUGGCUGUUCUACAUGAGAUGAUCCCAAAUGUUCCUAAAGAGGCAGUGGAGCAGCUACUACACCUGACACACAGCCUGAGAAUGUCCAGUGAUCCAACGGCGCUGUCCCUUGCGUCCUCACUGUCCACCAGGCAGCUGCUCAGAAUCUGCCGCCGUCUUUCUCAGUAUCCACAGGAGAGCAUUGCUCACGCUGUGAACAAGGCCUGUCUUUCCAGGUUUCUCCCUAGUUUGGCUCGUUCGUCUCUUCAGAAGAGUCUGAUCAACUGCUCAAUAGAGGACCAGCCUGACCCAGAAGCUGAACACGACCAACACUAUACCUGCACAGUAAAAGAUGGACUUCUAACCAUCGGUAACGUCUCUGCUCCUGUUUACAUCCCAGAUGUGAAGAUGAAGGUCCCAGAUGUGCUUUUUUAUGACAAUGUUCAGCACAUGAUGGUGAUGCAGGACAUGCUGAAGGACUUUCUGUUAGGGGAACACCUGCUUCUGGUGGGAAACCAGGGUGUUGGGAAAAACAAGAUUGUUGAUAGAUUUUUGCAUCUUCUGAACAGGCCAAGGGAAUAUCUUCAGCUCCACAGAGAUACUACAGUCCAGACUUUAACUCUGCAGCCCUCUGUUCAAGAUGGAGUCAUUGUGUAUGAAGACUCUCCAUUGGUGAAAGCUGUGAAGUUGGGACAUAUCCUUGUUAUAGAUGAAGCUGACAAAGCACCAACAAAUGUCACCUGUAUCCUAAAGACGUUGGUGGAGAGCGGGGAGAUGAUCUUGGCGGAUGGAAGGAGGAUAGUGUCAGAUCCAUUAGAAGCAGCAGGAAGGGUGAAUGCUAUCCCCAUGCAUCCAGACUUUCGGAUGAUUGUUUUAGCGAAUCGACCUGGCUUUCCGUUCUUGGGAAAUGACUUCUUUGGAGCCCUUGGUGACAUAUUUAGCUGCCAUGCAGUGGACAACCCCAAACCUCAGGCAGAGUUUGCCAUGCUAAAACAAUACGGACCUGACGUUCCUGAUGCUAUUCUCCAGAAGCUCGUGGCUGCAUUUGGAGAGCUCCGGAACAUGGCUGACCAAGGAACCAUCACCUACCCCUACUCUACACGAGAGGUGGUCAACAUCGUAAAGCACCUGCAGAAAUUUCCAGAUGAGGGCCUGGCCAAUGUGGUGAGGAACGUGUUUGACUUUGACUCCUAUAACAAGGACACGCGUGAGGUGCUGAUCACGGCUCUGCACAAGCAUGGCAUUCCAAUCGGAGCCAAACCCACCAGCGUGCACCUGGCCAAGGAGUUACCAUUGACAGACUGUAAGAUGGCAGGGUACUGGACCAUAAAUCAGGGUGCCAAUGCACGCCGAAAGCUGUUGUGUCCAACGGAGUCCCGUCGGAUAGAUAUCAAGGGCCCUGUGUUUCUGCGAGUUCAAAGUUACCCCACUGAGAGGCAUGAGUCCAGAUCUAUAAGCUUUACUGAGGAACAGGCUCACUGGCAAAUCCCUAUGAAUGAGGUUAACAUCGUCUGUGAUGUCACCACUGCCAACGAUUCGAUUUAUGUUGCCACAUGUAACCCAGUAUCAUUGUACGCCAUGAAGGAGAAAGGAGACUCUGUACAGUGUAUUGAGCUCUAUGACAUAUUUCCUCGUACCAUCAGCGGUGUGUGGCAGCCUUUCGUCUCUGUGGCAGCAUUGGGCAACCCGCUGGAAGGCCAGCUGGUGCUGCAUGAAGAACAGGGUAACACAUUACUGCAUGUGGAUCUGUUUACUGGAGCUGUGAGAAGACUGGCUCUAUCCCAGGACAAAUCAGAGGAACCAGUACGAAAGACAUCAAACUGGUGGAACAACAAAGACAGUCAGUCUGGAUACAAAAUGUGUAAGGAGUUUGCUCACAAGAACUGGCUUCUCUUCUACAAAGUAAAUGGGAGUCAGCUGGAUGUUGUUGAUGUGCUCGAGGGUCAGAUUCACACCAUAUCCCUCCCCAUUAACCUGAAAGCUGUGUUCCUGGUGGCUGAAGACCGCUGGCUGCUUAUCGAGAACCAAACUGACAAGAAAUUCAUGUUGACAAAGCCGAUGCACAUGGGUGCCGAGGACACGAGCGUGUGCCAGCUGCACACCAUCACUGAAGAUGCUGUUAGCACUGGCUUUGGUACCAGCUCAGGCAUGGAAAGCACAACUCCUCAAGAGGUAUCAAGUGAUCAGCUGCCCAAUGUGAACCUCAGCGCUGCCCUGGGCCAGAAAAUCAUCUCUCCCAAUCGUAUCUUCUGUGACACAAACACCUAUGCUAAUGUGAUUGUGGGCUUUCCAGAUCUUAUGUCCCCAAAUGAGGUCUAUACCUUCAAGAGACCAUCGCCAAUAACUGAGGGGCGGGGAUCUGAUAUGUUUUUUGGGUCAAGUAAGCGAACAGGGCCCGCAAAGAGGGUCAACUGUGUAUGUCUAUUGGAUGCCAAUCAGGUGGUCCGAGCGUUGCCCGCAUCACAAAUCCCACUGGCUGAUAUCUACCCUAAUGAUGUCACACCACCCAUGACUGCUGCUUACCUUGAAGUGACAGACCUGAACUCGAAAAAACUCAAAUACGUUCCAGUCCCAAGGAGCAAUUCAAUGUCUCCCUACACUGUGUGGAUCUCAAAGGUUUCAGACACAGAUGUAGUGAUAGCUCCCUUGGGCUCUGGUGGGGUGGUCACUGUGGACAUGGGAGGCUAUGUUAGAUUGUGGGAAACAGGGCUUGACAACCUGCAGCGCUCCCUGCUGGAGUGGAGGAACAUGAUUGGAUCAGAGGAUGGCAGGCCUGUUCAGAUCACCAUUCAGAGAGACAGUGGCCUGGAUGUUAGCUCCCCUAAACAUGGCAAGUUUGACCCCAAAAAUGCCCCUCAUGUAGGGGGGAACCAGUGGGCUGGUGGCACAGGCGGCAGAGAUACAGCAGGUCUUGGUGGUAAAGGUGGCCCCUACCGUCUGGACGCCGGUCACAAAGUUUAUCAGAUCUCACAGGUGGAGAAAGACGCCGUGCCUGAUGAAGUUAAGAGAGCUGCACGUGAGAUGGCUGAGAAAGCUUUCAAACAGAGGCUCAAAGAAAUCGACAUGAGUGAGUAUGAUGCUGCCACAUACGAGCGUUUCUCGGGAGCAGUCAGUCGACAGGUUCAUUCGCUCCGCAUCAUUCUGGACAGCCUGCAGGCUAAAGGGAAAGAGAGGCAAUGGCUGAGGAACCAGGCUCUUGGUGAGCUGGAUGAUGCUAAGAUCAUUGACGGCCUGACAGGAGAGAAAGCCGUUUAUAAACGCAGAGGAGAGCUGGACCCUGAGUUAGGGGCUCCUCAGCAAAAGCCAAAGCGUUUACGUCUGCUAGCGGACGUUUCUGGCAGCAUGUAUCGCUUUAAUGGCGUGGACGGGCGUCUGGAGCGCUCUAUGGAGGCUGUGUGUAUGGUGAUGGAGGCGUUAGAGAGCUACGAACACAAGUUUAAGUAUGACAUUACGGGACACUCAGGAGAUGGAUUCGACAUAGAACUUGUGAAAUGUGACAAAGUGCCCAAGAACAACAAGGAGAGGCUGAAGGUUUUGAAGACUAUGCAUGCCCAUUCGCAGUUCUGCAUGAGUGGCGACUACACUCUGGAGGGCACCGAACACGCUGUGAAGGAACUGGCACGUGAAGAAGCCGAUGAGCAUUUUGUCAUAGUGUUGAGCGAUGCCAACUUGGAGCGCUACGGGAUCAGUCCCGAGCGGUUUGCGCGUGCACUCACCAGUAACCCGCAGGUCAAUGCCUUUGCCAUCUUUAUCGGUUCCCUAGGAGACCAGGCGGACAGGCUCCAGAGAACCUUGCCGGCUGGACGCUCUUUUGUCGCCAUGGACACCAAGCAGAUUCCUCAAAUCCUUCAGCAGAUUUUCACAUCCACCAUGCUGUCCAAUGCCUGAGAGAACAGCGGCGGUUGGGUGAAUCUCAGGAAACUCAUGAUAAUCUCUGCAUCUAGUAAACGACUUGGGGGAACUUAAGAAAAAGUUAAGUGCCUGGUUCACAUUUCCCCCUGAAAAGUUAGAAAAAAAUAUGUUUUGCUUAAAGAAGACGGACCCUUUAUUAGGACCUUUAACAUUAUUUGCUUUAUGAGAUUGUCUCAUGACAAAUAAGCAUUUUAUUGUCAUUACUGUAAUGUAAAAAGGAAAGUUAUUUAAAUAAAAGUAUUACAGCAGUUUUUGAAGGUAAAUGUGGUAAACUGAAAAUCAUGCAACUUUAAAUAGGCUUAUUUUCUUUAAGCACAAUAUAAUUUUUAUUUAGUUAUUGGGGAAAGGCCUGGUUUUGAUCUGUUUCCACCCAAAAUGGAUCUAUCACAGUCGACUCAAAAUAAAGGACUGUGUGCCUUCAAUGUAGCCUCAAUAGACAACUUUAUGUAUGAACACAUCUGUAGUAAUUCUCUAAUAUUUACGGACUGAACUGUAUGCCAGUACAUAAAGUGUGGAUAGAUGAUGUUUUAAGUUUGUACAUUUCUAAUGUUAUGUUUAAAAUAAUCAGGUGAGCGCAUUGUUUUUAUUGAGUGCCUAUACAGUACAGGGCUGGGUGAUAUACCUGCAGAUAUAUACAGCCUAAAUAUUUCAUACAUAUUAUUUUCUGGUAACACUUUACAAUAAGGUUGUAUUAGCUAACAUGAACUAACAAUGAACUAUAUUUCUAGAGCAAUUAUUGAUCUUAGGGGUUGUGCACACCAAAACUUUUAAACGCGGCUGAAAACACGUGGACAACGGCGAAUGCCAGCUGUUUUUCAGCUGAGUGCCAGCUUUCUUCAGCUGAGCGCUUUGGUAGCUCUGAUACGUCAGCUGUGAGACGGUUGGUUGCUGUGAUACUUGUCCCGCCCCUCCUCCACUGUGAUUGAACGGCCGCGAGAGAACUGACAUUGACGAGGGGAGCUUUUUACCCAAAGUUGAAUAUUUUUUAACUCUGAGCGUGGAAAAAACGCCAAGUGCCGAAAAGAAAACCGCUAGCUGCUGGCUUAUUUGAAAAACGCUGAGCUUCCGUUGGAAACAAUUGAAAACAUGCGCCGGCCGCGGGCGUAAAAGCUUUGGUGUGCACACCCCCUUAAUUUAUGUUAAUUUUGGCAUUCACUAAUAUAUUAUUAAAAUCAAACGUUUAAACUGUUUACAUUAAUUAAUGCACCAUAAACCACACUCUUAACCCGAAUUAGUUGACAUUACUAGAAAUUUGUGAGGAAACCCGUUGCACAAAAUAAUUUUAGUUUUUACACAUGGUAAAACUAAACAGGUUAAGUUGUAUUAACAUAGAAACUUUAAUUGGUGUAGCAGACAAAAUCAAGUUGCCAUUACAAAAAAACUUUAUCAAAAGUUAAUGUAAGUUCAGUAAACUUCAUUUUAAUUUAAUUUAAUUAGUAAUAUUAAUUGCUCUGUCCAACAUCUCCACUUACUUAAUUAAGUUCAAAGAUUUUUUUAAAUUCCUUUAUAUAAAUGGUAUUAUAACACAAAAUUAAUGACUGACCUUAUGUCAGUCAUUGAAUAAAUGUGAUUUUCCACAGAAACACAUAGAAAAACUGUGUUUUUGACAUGCAUUGUCAGUACUGCGGGGAGAAAUACAAUAAAUCUGAGCUGAGCAGGGUUCAUGUAGAAAACACUGAUCACCUGAAUGGUGAUUUCACCAAAUUAAAAUUUACAACAAAACAACAUCAAUAAUGUAAAAGCUUAAACCUAUAUUACAUUUUAUUAACAAAUAUUUAAGUUCUAAUCAGUUUUUAUUCUGUGAAAAAGCUGAAAAUAUCCAGGCACAAAGGAUUAUGCUUCACAACAUGUACUAAUAAUUUUAAGUUCAGUUUACUUAAAAGUUUUAGUUUAAUGGAUUUUGUAGGCUUAAAAGUUAAAUUAACUAAACUCUUUAAGCAUUGGUCCAAAACACAAAAUAUUAAGUGAUGUUUACUUUAAGAGUGUAACAUGAAUGCCUGUACUGGCAUUAACUAGCAUCAACAAGAAUUAAUAAAUGCAGAGAAGCUACAUUUUACAUUGUUUGUUCAUGUUAGUUAAUGCAUUUAAUGUUUACUAACCUUAUUGUAAAGUGUUACCCAUUUUCUGAUCCUUUGAU
Misgurnus anguillicaudatus (oriental weatherfish) is the source of this 8030-nucleotide messenger RNA. It is a transcript of the gene vwa8, whose product is annotated as von Willebrand factor A domain containing 8. Gene Ontology annotation, cellular component: cytoplasm. NCBI's taxonomy places the organism in Eukaryota, Metazoa, Chordata, Actinopteri, Cypriniformes, Cobitidae. Gene Ontology annotation, molecular function: ATP hydrolysis activity; ATP binding. The record is from RefSeq and is a predicted model, not a curated record.